This is a messenger RNA of Microthlaspi erraticum, 936 nucleotides long. NCBI's taxonomy places the organism in Eukaryota, Viridiplantae, Streptophyta, Magnoliopsida, Brassicales, Brassicaceae. The record is from the annotation of a GenBank genome assembly.
AUGAUGAGCGCCGUUAACGACUCCUUCUCGCCGGGAUCUUACCGUCCUUCGCCGUCGACGCUCUCUCGGGAGGAUUGCUGGAGCGAGGAAGCGACCUUCACGCUCAUCCAAGCCUGGGGCGGUCGCUACGUCGAUCUUAGCCGCGGUAAUCUCCGUCAGAAGCACUGGCAAGAGGUGGCUAACGCCGUUAACGACCGUCACUUCAACACCGGUCGAAACGUCUCCGCCGCCAAAUCGCAGCCAUACCGCACCGACGUUCAGUGUAAAAACCGGAUCGACACCUUGAAGAAGAAGUACAAACUCGAGAAGGCUAGGGUUUCGGAAUCGACUCCCGGUGCCGGCUACGUCAGCCCCUGGCCUUUCUUCUCCGCUCUCGAUGACCUUCUCGGGGAAAGCUUUCCGACCUCUAGUGCUCCUGAUUCGACUGAUUACCAGAGGCUGUCACUGCCGAUGGCGGUUAUUCCAGUUCCGGUCGCUCCACGAUCGGCGAUCCCAAGACGCCCGGCGCCGGCGCCGGCGAUUAUGCCUUUCGGCGGUGACAAUUUGCUCGGAUUUCGCGGAAAUCUUAACGCAUUCGCGGCAGCAGCAGCGGCCGCUGCUUGUCCGGCGUCUGAUGAUGAUUCGGAAGGGUCAAGGUCCAGAUCGAGCGGCCGGAGCGGCGGAGGUAACAGAAAACGUGAGAGGGAGGUUGAGAGGAAACAAGGUUACAAGGAAGUGGCGGAGGCAAUCGAGAAGCUCGGGCAGAUAUACGAGAGGGUGGAGGAGAGGAAGCGGAAGGAAAUGGUGGAAUUGGAGAAGCAGAGAAUGCGAUUCGCGAAGGAAUUGGAAUGCCAUAGGAUGCAGCUGUUCACUGAGAUGCAGGUUCGUCUUCACAAGCUCAGGCGUACCUCUGGGUCCAAAGGUCCGACAUCCUCUGCCUCCGCCGGUGAGACUUGA